AUGCCUAACGUCAUGGAGAAGAUCACGGACAAGAUCGCCGCCCUGCCGGCCGAUGGCACCUACUUCUCGCUCGAGUUCUUCCCGCCCAAGACGGAAAUGGGCUUCAGCAACCUGAGGGACCGUCUGUACCGUAUGGAACGUGCCCUGCGUCCGCUGUUCGUCAACGUGACAUGGGGCGCCGGCGGGUCGACGGCCGACAAGUCGAUGCAGCUGGCCGAGCUGUGCCAGCAGGAGGUGGGCAUCACGACGUGCCUGCACCUGACGUGCACCAACAUGAGCCUCCGGCUGGUGGACAAGGCGCUCGAGGACGCGAAGGAGGCGGGGAUCCGCAACAUCCUGGCGCUCCGCGGUGACCCGCCCCGCGACGACGAGUACCGCCAGGACGGCGACGACACGGACGACGGCGGCGAGGAGCUCGUCUGGGCUGCCGACCUGGUCAGAUACAUCCGCAGGAAGCACGGCGACCACUUCUGCAUCGGAGUUGCCGCCUAUCCCGAGGGCCACGCCGACGAGACGCAUCCCCUCGGUCAGAGCCUGGAGCACGACCUCCCUUACCUGGUCGACAAGGUCACGGCCGGCGCCGACUUCAUCAUGACCCAGCUCUUCUUCGACAUCGACGCGUACGACAAGUUUGAGCGCACGCUCAGGGACCACCCCAGCGGCGCCUUCGAGACGGUCCCCAUCAUCCCCGGCCUCAUGCCCAUCCAGAGCUUCCAGAUGAUCAAGCGCACCACCAAGCUCAGCCACGCCGCCAUGCCGGAACCGAUCCUCUCCCGUCUUACGGCCGUCAAGGGCGACGACGAGAAGGUGAAGAUGGUAGGCGUCGACAUCCUGAGCGAGAUGGUGGAGAAGAUCAAGGAGAUCAAGAGCACCGGCCCCAAGGGCUUCCACUUCUACACUCUCAACCUCGAAAAGGCCGUCUCGUUCAUCCUCGAGCGCACCGGGCUCAUCCCCGACGUGCCGGCUGGCAGCGAAGAGGCCAUCGCCGACGAUCCUGCCAGCCCCUCGAUCCAGGUCAACGGUCACUCGGGCGAGCUGCGGGUCCGCCGCGGCAGCAGCCGAUCCCGCACAGCGAGGAGGAUGUCGUCGGUGGGGGCCGACCCGCAUAACCGCGUCAUCAUCAACGGCGAUGGGAUCCCGUCGCACCCAGAGUGGGAGGCGAGCGGCAAGGAGGCCGGUGUGCGCGCCGAGGCCGUCAACACACGGGCCAACACGCUGGCCAUCUCGGAGGGAGAAGGCGUGCUGGGCCGCGAGGCGACGUGGGAUGACUUCCCCAACGGUCGAUUCGGUGACUCGCGAUCCCCCGCCUACGGGGAGAUUGACGGUUACGGAGUGAGCCUGCACAUGUCGCCGACCCAGGCCAUCAGGCUGUGGGGCAACCCCAGGACGGCGCAGGAGAUCAACGACCUGUUCGUCAAGCACAUCGGCGGCGAGCUGGCCGCCAUCCCCUGGAGCGAGGAGGAGCUCAUGGCUGAGAGCUCGGCCAUUACGCCGCACCUCCUCAGCCUCAACAGCCGAGGCUGGUGGACGGUAGCAUCGCAGCCGGCCGUCAACGGCGCCCCUUCGUCGGACCCGACUUUCGGCUGGGGACCCCCCAACGGAUUCGUCUUCCAGAAGGCCUUUGUCGAGUUCUUCAUCUCCUCGUCAGACUGGAAGACGGUGCUCCUGCCGCGUCUGCGUGCCGCUGGCAGCGACACGGUCUGCUUCUACGCAUCCAACGCCAAGGGCGAGUUUGUCACGUCCGACAGUGCCAACAGUCGCCGAAACUCGGCAACAAUAGCGACGACGGCGACGACGACGACGACAGAGACAGUCGCGCCGCAGCCGACGUCACCUCCACGCAGCAACGGUAGCACCAACGCCGUCACGUGGGGCGUCUUCCCAGGCAAGGAGAUUACCAUGCCCACCAUCAUCGAAGAGGUCAGCUUCCGCGCCUGGGCUGAGGAAGCCUUUGGUAUCUGGGCGGAGUGGUCCAAGGUGUACGGGAGGGGGUCCGACACGGAGAAGCUCCUGGGAUCCAUCAAGGAUGACUACUGGCUCAUCAACGUCAUCCACCACAACUACGUUGAGCCCGACGCCCUGUGGAAUCUCCUGAUGGGCUCGAGCCUAUCAGAUCCUUCCCCUUCUUCCCUUCCGCAGAAUGUCAACCAAAUUCUAUAG
Molecule: messenger RNA, 2160 nt
Organism: Geosmithia morbida
Lineage: Eukaryota; Fungi; Ascomycota; Sordariomycetes; Hypocreales; Bionectriaceae
Product: methylenetetrahydrofolate reductase (NADPH)
Exons: 1
Coding region: 1-2160 (719 amino acids)
Biological process (GO): tetrahydrofolate interconversion
Cellular component (GO): cytosol
Molecular function (GO): FAD binding; methylenetetrahydrofolate reductase [NAD(P)H] activity
Source: RefSeq, a predicted model, not a curated record